Messenger RNA from Acaulospora morrowiae, 624 nucleotides. The record is from the annotation of a GenBank genome assembly. NCBI's taxonomy places the organism in Eukaryota, Fungi, Glomeromycota, Glomeromycetes, Diversisporales, Acaulosporaceae.
AUGGAUAAUAGUAGUAGUAUUAGAUUAAGAAACCUGAAUAGUAGUAAUUGUGAAUCUCAACCUCACGGAACUCAACUUCUCGCAAUUUCGAAACGAAAUACCACUUCUGCUAGCAAGAGGGAAUAUUUCUAUUAUUCUACCCUGGGUAAGAAGAUUGGAUGUAGUCAAUAUAUAAAUAUCAAAAACAUUAGAAUUCUUGAUUACACGAUACAGGACAUGACCCCCGAGUUUUUCUUGAACCCGGGGGAACACAAUACCUUAUCCUUUGACAAAACUUCAUCCUUUACCAAGAACUUUUUCCGCGGAGUUCCGACCAAGGUUGAUCAAGUAAACAUAAUUUCUUUACACGAUCCUCAAAAUUGCAUAUGGGAAGGAUUCGUCAUGGAUGGAAUCUUUUUCUUGGGGGGAAAUAUAGAAUUGAAAGAAAGGAUGGUCUCGAUCAUAGAAUUAGCAGAGGAAAGCCUAAAAUGCAAUUCUUUGGUUGUGUGCCUUGAUAAAAAACUUCCUAAUAUAUCAACCGUUAUUCGCGACUUUUUUUAUGUCGGCUUUGAGUUGGUCUGGCCUGGGACAAUUGACCACAAUCACAACUCCAAUGAUUAUAUUCUCGUGGGCAUGGAAUUAUGA